This is a messenger RNA of Rhinopithecus roxellana (golden snub-nosed monkey), 429 nucleotides long. Its product is annotated as placental protein 13-like. Gene Ontology annotation, molecular function: carbohydrate binding. The record is from RefSeq and is a predicted model, not a curated record. The transcript is spliced from 4 exons. Bases 1 to 429 code for a protein of 142 amino acids. Lineage: Eukaryota; Metazoa; Chordata; Mammalia; Primates; Cercopithecidae.
AUGUCAUCACUACCAGUACCAUACACAGUGCCUGUGUCCUUCUCUAUUGGUUCCUGCGUGAUAAUCAGAGGGAGACCGAACCUCUCUUUUGUAUAUGCCCCACAGCUGGAGGUGAAUUUCUACACUGAGAUGGAUGAGGACUCAGAUGCUGCCUUCCAAUUCCGAGUGCACUUUGGCUGUCGUGCCGUCAUUAACAGUCGUGAGUUUGGGAUAUGGAUGUGUGAGGAGAAAUGCUACAAUGUGCCCUUUGAAGAUGGCAAAUCAUUUGAGCUGCGCAUCUACGUGCGUCGCAAUAAAUACAAGAUAAAGGUAAAUGGCCAAUGCAUUUACAACUUUGUCCAUCGACUCCCACUAAAAUCUGUGAAGAUGGUGCAAGUGUGGAGAAAUGUUUCCCUGACCAGAGUGCUUGUCAGCAAUGGAUGGAGAUGA